AUGCAGAGGCACUGGACCAAAUUCGGCUACGGUAGAGCCCGUCGUGCGUCAGCUCGUCUGCGUGCUCGGGACUGCUCACGGCGCCACCUUCGAGAGUGUGUGCCAACUCAGGCAGCUUCGGCUUCGUUCAACUUGGCUAGAGACCUGAGGGACCGAUGCGGAAUCUCCAGUUCCGGUGACAGUUCAUCAUCUGACGCGUGUGCCAGCAACAGUGACAGUGGGAGCUGGUGCUGUGAGCAAGCGACAAGCAUGAGGAAGUCAGCAGACUGUCAGGCGCAGUCACCAACUUCAUCAUGUGUAGGCGGCCCACCGGAACAAAACGGAUCCCCAAAAGCGGGUGUCCUCAGCAAUAGCAAUUGCAGCAGCUUCAGCACUGAAAAGGAAGGCGGAUUUCUGCGUCAAAAUUCGUUUUCAGAGAACGGUUCCGCCCCGCAAACUGGGGCACGCACAUCUGCCGGGAAAGGGGGCACACACAGGGGAGACUCACGCCAGUCACGUCGUCGAGGGGUCUCAAGUCAACAUGCGGCGCAAUGGUCGCCGCUGCAAUGCGAGGUGAGCAAGUGCGACAGAAGCGUGCUUUCGUCAAGCAAAGGGACACUGACGCAAGACAGAGGUCGUCAAUCUCUGCCUGUAACAAGGCUCGUAGAGUGUCCCUCGAAAUGCAGUAAACGCCUUGACUCGCGAGAGAUCAAUGUAAAUACCUCGCAAACGGAGUCAAGUGAAAACGAAGAGUCGUAUGACAGCGAGAGCACCAGCGAGGCAAGUGGCGUUUCGUGGUUGGAUUUCUCGAGCUGUAACAAGAAGGAAAUGAGGGCUGGCCGGACCAUUACCGAGAGGACAGGCAGAAAAUCGUCACCAGUGACGUGUGGCAGUGACUGUAGAUGUCUAAGGAACGACCACCCGGAAACUUUCCUUUUAGAGCCGAGCCUUGCUCCGCCAGAAAGGGGUAUGGAAGUUGGCUCUUCGCAGCGCCUGCACCACAAAAGUCGCCAUCAGGUUAACCAAAGCAUGGGCAAUAGCAGAACGACGUGUUCCAGAGUGACACAGAGAAACAGGGCGAGUCCGUGCAUGAGGAAAAUUUCUGUGAGCUCCGGUGCAGCCGACAAGAACGGACACCAUCCAAAUGUUUGUGGGUCUGUUGGCAACGAUGCGACCGGACAUCCACCGUUUGGCAAAACUGGUGUAUCUUCAAAGAGAGAAUGCCUGUCAAAUAUCCGGAAAGAACUAGGAGAGUCUGUUAAAGAGACCCUGGCACCACGCGAAAGGGAUAUCGUAGGGCGUCUACGUGGAAACACUGCAUUUACAGAGAAGGCCUCUCACACCCAGUCCUCGGUUGGCGGUCGCCGUCGUGGAAUGGGGAACCUGUACCAACGGAGUUUUCACGAUCAAAUGAGAGACCGCAUUAUUCCUCAGCCACAGGAGUGGGAGGACGAGUCAUGUGGCGAAUCAGAACUAUCAAAAUAUGGCCGUGAUUCGUCGCUACCGGAGACCCCUAGGAGGAGGGCAAGCGACUGUGAACCGAGGGCGUAUGGCGUGUCAGAGGUACAUCUGCAAAGUAACUCACAUUCAGAAGUUGACUUCAUGGAAGUGAAUGGAUCAGAUGGAGAGGAACUACCCCACAGCAGAGAAAGUACGGACAGUGAAUAUGCGGAACUGCCGAGCAUGUCAAGAGAAAGGACAGGAUGCAAGAGGCCUCCUCAGCCUCUUGUGACUAGGCGUCACUUCGAGGGCAGAGGCGUGAAUCGAACUGCAGCACCCACAGCUGCGACGCCAUUCAGGCGGGCAGCUGAGUCUGCUCGGAAUUUGUCAAACGGCUGCCAGGGGCAAGCUUUUCUAAAGAAGUCUAUGUUGCCUCGUGGAAGAACGGAAAAGUCUCCGCGCAGGUUGAGUGCGACUUCGACGUCUCCGAGCGGCAAUCAAGAUGUUCGGAGCGAUGGAUGGUCAACUUACACUAGCUACGAAUAUCUGGAAGAGAAUGCCUAUGAGGUGCCCGUCCAUCGGAGGGGCACUGCACCCGGGAAGAUCCGCAAAGAGUCGCCGACGGUGAAUAGUUGGAGUAUUUCAGCCCCUACGUCCUCAUCAAUCGUCACUUUGGAACAUGUGAACGCUUCAAUUGACUGGAUUGUCGAUGUCGGCUCUAAUCCGCAGAUGAUACAAAAGGUGCAAAAGAUCAUCACACAGCGGCUUCAAACACGAGGCUUCAAACGACAAUCGCAAUCACUACGCUUGGACCACGAGGCUAUUGAUGAAACCCUCUCCCUUAACUACUUCAGGGCGAAUCCCACGCGCUCCUGGGCGCGGAACGCCGCUAAGCCUGUGAGUGUACGUCCUGUUCAGGUGACGAAGUCCCCAAAUACAUCCUCAGGAAAAGGGAGGGUUCGUGAUGAGCAGGAGGUACUCAAAAAGGAGAGAGCCACCGUGCUUAGACCAAGCUGGUCUACCUCCGAUGUCCCACUGUUGGACCCGUCAUGGGAAGCCAUGAUUAGUGUACAACUGGCGGAACAAGAACACGUCGCACUGGAGGCUGACAAGCCUUAG
Neospora caninum is the source of this 2538-nucleotide messenger RNA. RefSeq lists its product as hypothetical. The transcript has a single exon. Bases 1 to 2538 code for a protein of 845 amino acids. NCBI's taxonomy places the organism in Eukaryota, Apicomplexa, Conoidasida, Eucoccidiorida, Sarcocystidae. The record is from RefSeq and is a predicted model, not a curated record.